This is a messenger RNA of Dujonia railenensis, 2337 nucleotides long. The record is from the annotation of a GenBank genome assembly. NCBI's taxonomy places the organism in Eukaryota, Fungi, Ascomycota, Pichiomycetes, Serinales, Debaryomycetaceae.
AUGUUGAAUACCAGGUUCAUCACGCGACUAAAGCCUCCGUCAAAUGGUAUUACUUUUAGAAGAAAUGUAGUGGUGGUGAAGAAAAAUCGAAGAAAUGUCAAGCAGGGACCAUCUCAGAAUUAUUCUAACGAUGAGACUCCAUUACUGGCUUGGGCUAGAGAAGAUACAAACCGUAAAAUAAGACUUCAAGAAUCAGACUAUCGUAAAAAGUUACAAGAAAUCAAGAAUUUAACGAAAAGUGUGGCUUCCAUGAUUAAGGAAAAGGAUAAGCUAAAGGCAAAAGAAUUAAAGAUGAAGGAAGAAGCAGAGGCAAUCAAGAGCAUUCCGAUGCCAUCGGAAUACUUACAAAAGGAUUUGGAAAAUAUUUAUAAAGAGAUAUCCUCCCCAGAAUCAGCAGUUGACAUCUCUUCAUCGUCAUCUAAUUCAGAAGAAUAUUCCAAAUCAAACGUUUCACAAGUAUCUCAUCUUAUAUUGCCAUCUAAUUUAGCGUUACCACAGUCUAUUGUAGACAAGUUAGGUUUGUCUAUCAAGUACCUUAUUUCUCCCAAGACUCAAAACUGGGGUAUGGUUCUACACCAGCUUGGAGAAGUUGGUGGUUUCAAGGACUUAAAACCGAAGGAGGUGUAUAAAUUUGUUCAAAGGAUUCCUAGCCAGUACUUUAAAGCCCAGCCUGGUCUCAUUUCAACUAUAGAGAAAAUGAUGAUUGAGGCCGAUAUCGCGAAAACCUCAAAGUUUGUUGAUAUCUUCAUAGAGGGACUCUCUUCGGGGAAUGAAGUUUCCACUGAUACCAUGGACAAGAUUGAAGAGUACUAUCAAUACCUUAAAACUGUAAAUAAAAAGGGCAAGAUUUCGAGAAAAACAUUUGAGUUGUUAAUUGCUGCACUGGGAAAGAACAACAAUUUGGACAAUAUCAACCAGUUUCUAGCAGAAAUGAAGCGGAACAAGUUACAACCAUCGAAGGAGACUUUUUCUAACAUAUUAACAUGCUGUGUUUAUAAAGCCAAAGAUCACAAGCAAGCGGUGGAAAUUUUUGACUCGAUGAAGUUUCUAUCGCAAGGGACUAGGCCGACUACUCGUAAUUAUCAGGAUAUAAUUGUCAGUUACAUAAAUAACGACAAUAUUGAAAAAUCUUUGGAUUUAUACCAAGAAAUGCUUACCGAAAAGGUAGAAAUCAAUCAGAAAAUUUUGGUAGCUUUGGCUAGGGGAUGCACUCGCAGACCUGAGCUUAAAUUGAAAAGUUGGGAAUUCAUGUUCGAGAUUUAUAAUUUGGGAUGGGAACCAACUUUUGAGACUUAUGAGUAUAUUUUGUACUUGGCUGCAAAUGACGGUGACAUCUCGCUAGCAAGAGCACUUUAUAAAAAAUUGAAUGAAACCAAAUCGGUAACCCCUAAGGCAUUUUCUUUCUUGAUGUUGGCAUAUUCGAAGGGCAAUCCAGGAACUUCUUCAGAAUUGCCAACUAUAGUCUUCCAUGAAAAGGGUAGAAUAUUCAGGAGUAGACUUUUGAACGAUACCGAUAUGGAAACUAGUAAUGGAGUUAAUAAUAGCCCGCAAUUUAAUAUUCCAAUGUUACCAAUCAUAGAGUUGAGGAAUAACCAAGAAAUUCUUGCAGAAUCUAGUGCCUUAUGGGCGCACAGUUUGAUGCUUAAUCCGUGGUUGAUCAAUAAUGAAAGUACAGACAUAUAUUUAAAGGUAGCAUUGGAACACGGCACUUUAGAAGACUUCAAGGCUAGAUAUGAAAAUUCCACAGUACUUGAUGAGCAUGGAAUACCUCAAACUAGAGAGAUCCAAAUAGAAGAGCCAGAGAUAGAGCCAGAGAUAGAGCCAGAGAUAGAACUUGAUGACGAUACUCUGAAUAAUUCCAAGAAAUCAUUAACUUCGCCAAUCCUUGAAUCUAUAAUUCAGUCCAAUAAUCAUAAAAAAGUACCUAGGUCUUCUUUGAUAUAUAUAACUGCUUUAAGAGCUGCAGGUAAGUUCCAGUCAUACGACUUUGGUCAACUGAUUUGGGAUGAAAGAGGAUCCUUCCGUAAGUCUACAAGGUUUAUAACCCUUCCAAGGUUGCAAAAAGACCAAGAAGAUUUCAAGUUCGCUUCUGCUAUGGUGUCAGCAUUGACUAAAAUGGGUAUGAUUUCAGAUGCUUUGGCAAUAGUUGUAAGUACUGAAUAUCAAUUCAGAUGGUCUAGGAAUGAACUUAGUGAAUUAUUUCAUACUGCCCUGGAAGUUGGUGACGAACAUACUGCACAGACGGUUAAAAGUAUUACGAGCAGAUCCUUAAUCAAAUGGGAAGGUAAGAUUAAGAAAAGGGAAUACAAGAAAUAUGUAAUGGAAAGAGGAUACUAA